Messenger RNA from Limulus polyphemus (Atlantic horseshoe crab), 396 nucleotides. Its product is annotated as cytosolic Fe-S cluster assembly factor NUBP2 homolog. The record is from RefSeq and is a predicted model, not a curated record. NCBI's taxonomy places the organism in Eukaryota, Metazoa, Arthropoda, Merostomata, Xiphosura, Limulidae. Gene Ontology annotation, biological process: iron-sulfur cluster assembly. Gene Ontology annotation, molecular function: iron-sulfur cluster binding; ATP-dependent FeS chaperone activity; ATP binding. The annotation marks the transcript as partial. The transcript has 4 exons. Gene Ontology annotation, cellular component: cytosol.
AUGGGUUCCAGUUUUUGUGGAUCAACAACAGACGUUAGCCGUUAUGUCGAUAGGAUUUUUGUUGACGAACAGAAAUGAUGCUGUUAUUUGGAGGGGACCUAAAAAAAAUGCUAUGAUUAAACAAUUCCUCACUGAUGUAUACUGGCAGGACAUCGACUAUCUCGUCAUCGAUACACCUCCAGGAACGUCUGAUGAACAUAUCAGUGUCGUGGAAAACUUAAAAGAGGCUGCAGGGACAGGAGUUCUUAAGGCAGUAGCAGUUGGGGAUGUGAGAAGAGAGAUGACUUUCUGUAAAAAAACUGGGAUACCUGUCUUGGGCAUCAUAGAAAAUAUGAGUGGAUUUGUCUGUCCUAAUUGUUCUGUAAGUACAAACGUUCGAGUAAGAUCCGUCUGUUA